Molecule: messenger RNA, 1029 nt
Organism: Bacidia gigantensis
Lineage: Eukaryota; Fungi; Ascomycota; Lecanoromycetes; Lecanorales; Ramalinaceae
Exons: 2
Coding region: 1-1029 (342 amino acids)
Biological process (GO): mRNA processing
Cellular component (GO): THO complex part of transcription export complex
Source: RefSeq, a predicted model, not a curated record
AUGUCUUCUUAUACGUUGCUUGAUCAAACGGAAGAAGACGCUUUACACAAGUCACGCCUCUUGAAUGUGGAAGAGAAGCCAUUCAAAAGAAUCACGAAACGCCUUCUAGGCCCGAACGCUCUAAUCUCCCGUCCUCUGACCUUACCUCCAACUCCCCCACCUGACAGCCUCCCAGCGGAGGAUGAAUCCGCUGCCCUUGAGAGAGAAAAUCAAAGCCAACUCGAAGAGCGACGACAGUGGCGUGAAGAUGUUCUGCUUGACUUUGCCGCUUUCGAAAGUAGCAUUGUGAGAAUACAAUUCCUAAUUACAAGCAACAUCAAAGAGCGCGAGAGAUAUGCUUCUGAAAAGGUGAAGAUAGAGAACACGGCGCAAUCAGUCAGAGAUAAUACCACCGAUCUCCGACUCCAACUUGAGGAUGCACAAAGAAAGCUAGCCUUACGGCAGGAAUACGACGAGCUUGCAGAAAAGAUCAUCAGUAACCCUAGGCUCAAGCCAAGAGACGAACAGCAACAAAAUAUCGAAAAGCUGCAUGUGGAGAUCGCUGAGCUAGAGAGAGAAAGCCAAGACUAUGCACAAACAUGGGGUGAGCGAAGAGAACAAUUCGGCAAGAUCAUUGAGGAGGGUAAGCAGCUUCGGCGGUUGAUUAGAGACGAGAAAGAAGAGGUGGAACGGAGAGAAGGCAUGGAAGGUCAAGAAGAAGGCGAUGAAGACCGCAAGAGGGAAGGCAGCAGUUUCGGUACCCCUGCACCUGAAAGCGCAGGCGGAGCGACGCCUAUGCUCGGGGUGGAGAAGGCGGGCGAUCCAGGCGAUCCUGCUGGGCUUGCCGUAGAGAAAGGUGAUGCAAGAGGCAGCUCGCCAAUGAGAGAACCACAGAAUUUGAAUGACGAGGAAGUAAAAUUGGCUGAGGAGGAAAAGGAUGACGAGGAAAUGGGCGAAGAUGGAGAGCUGUCGGCCGAGCCUGAGGAAGUGGUGGCUGGACCUGCAGAGGGACCUCUCGGAGAGAACCAUGAAAGGAUGGAUACUUCAUAA